Messenger RNA from Harpia harpyja (harpy eagle), 2858 nucleotides. Its product is annotated as vitamin D3 hydroxylase-associated protein-like. Gene Ontology annotation, biological process: fatty acid catabolic process. Bases 863 to 2374 code for a protein of 503 amino acids. The transcript is spliced from 15 exons. Lineage: Eukaryota; Metazoa; Chordata; Aves; Accipitriformes; Accipitridae. The record is from RefSeq and is a predicted model, not a curated record. Gene Ontology annotation, molecular function: fatty acid amide hydrolase activity; amidase activity.
GUUAUUUCGUUCUGCAGCCAGAUAAGUAACCGAGCAAGGUUGAGAGAUUGAGUCAUCGGACAAUCCAGCUUUUUUACUUGGUUUUACUUUAUUUUGCAGGGUUUUUUCUUUAGUUUGCAGGUUAGACUUUGUGUAGUCACAACAUCAGGUGCAAAUAAAACUCCUAGAAGAACUGAUAUCAGCAGAACAUGAGUUGUUAGGACAGGUCAGUUGGCCUCCUACAGUACCCAAAGCAAACAGAGCUCUCUGGUGUAACAGAAAGUGGCAGAGGGCAUUAGAGACACGAACAUCCCCAGGAUCCCAGUCAUUCAUUUAAAACAACUUUCAAGGGAGAAGGUAGUUGAACUAGCUAUAAGCAAAUGUUUAAAAAAAUAGGUGAAAUGAAACACCUUGACAUACAGAGCAAGGCUCACCCUUGAAACACAAAAAAUUAGGGUUGGUACAUCUUUCACUCUGAAACAGCUGUUAGCUGCACAAGUCCUCAUCUUUCCAAGCAUGGUCUCACCUGCUCUUUUUUUUUCUUUUUUUUUUUUUUCUGUUACUGUUCUCCUACUUUGCACUCAAAUCACCUGGCUUCCCCACUGCUUGCCCAUGAUGACACCAGUGAAAAGACCAACUUCCUGCUGUAAGCUUUGUGCUCAGCCAUGGAGCAGCUGGGAACAUCCCAGUCUUUCACCAACAAGGCGCUGAAGUCUCUGCUGUCACUCGGUGAGGACAGACCUGUGCAAGGCACCAGGCAUGACGGAAGAAGUAGGAAUGCUCCCGGAACAGCUCUCUGCAGCGUCUUUGCUGAUGGUGGCUCUACUUUGCUGGAGAAGUUGUCCCCAGUGUCCAGACAGAUGCCAUCCUGUCCCUGUCCCUGAUGGAACUCACUGAGAGACUGCGGGAAGGGUCUCUGUCCCCCAGGACUGUCCUCUACACCUACUUAGAGAAGGCCCUGGAAGUGACCCAGCAGACAAACUGCUUGCGACAUUUUAUCCCAGAGUGUGAGGAGCAGCUCCAGGAAAUACAACGGCAGAAGGAGAAAGGGCUGCUCUAUGGCAUCCCCGUCAGCAUCAAGGAUCACAUCAGCCACAAGGGUCACCUGUCAACCUGUGGGCUUGUGCAAUGCCUGGACACUCCGGUGCAGGAGGACAGCGUCCUAGUCAAGGUUUUGAAGAGUCAAGGGGCCAUCCCAUUUGCAAUGACCAACGUGCCGCAAUCCCUCUUCAACUACGACUGCAGCAAUCCCAUCUUUGGCCAGACCUUGAACCCUCUCAACCACCAGAAGAGCCCUGGGGGCUCCUCGGGAGGGGAGGGAGCUCUGAUCGCAGGGGGAGGCUCCAUCCUGGGCAUCGGCUCGGACGUGGGUGGCAGCAUCCGCCUGCCAUCCAGCUUCUGCGGGCUCUGCGGGCUCAAACCCACGGCCGAAAGGCUCAGUCUGUCUGGAGUGAGUGGCUCAGUCAGUGGGAUCCUGGCAGUUCCUUGGGUGCUGGGGCCGAUGGCGAGAGAUGUGGACAGCCUGGCCCUGUGCAUGAAGGCGCUGCUCUGUCAGGAGAUGUUCCAGCUGGACCCCACCGUGCCCCCCAUCCCCUUCAAUGAGGAGGUGUACUCCAGCUCCGCUCGCCUGCGGGUCGGGUACUACGACACAGACGGCUACUUCCCACUGCCCCCCUGCAUGCGGCGGGCGGUGCGGGAAACGCGGGAGGCUCUGCAGGCAGCUGGGCACCAGCUGGUGCCCUUUUCUCCACCACGGAUCCACUAUGUCAUGACUGAACUGUUUUUGAAGACGUUUUUUGCUGACGGAGGCCGUGCUUGGUUGGACGUGUUCACAGGAGGUAUUGUAGAUCCAAGCUUGAAAUCACAGGUGAAUUCCUGCAAGAUCCCAAGGCUGGGGAAGAAGCUGCUGGCUCUGAUUCUUAAACCUCUGUUUCCCCGCCUGGCUGACUAUCUGAGCGCCUUAGGCGGAAUGAGGUCAGUGAAGGAAAUGUGGAAUCAUCACCAUCAAAUAGAGGCGUACCGCACCGAGUUCAUCGCCCGGUGGAGGGAACUCCGGCUGGAUGUUGUGCUGUGCCCUGUCCUGGGGCCUGCCUUCACCACGGGAUACGCCGGGAAACUCCUCACUGCCAUCUCCUCCACGAUGCUGUACAACGUCUUGAACUUCCCCGCUGGGGUUGUACCCGUCAGCACAGUGACAGAAGCUGAUGAGGAAGAGCUAAAGCUUUACCAAGGAUACUGUGAUGACCCCUGGGACCAGGCGCUGAAACAGGCCGUGGCAGGAGCCGUGGGGCUGCCCGUGGCCGUGCAGUGCGUGGCCUUGCCGUGGCGGGAGGAGCUGUGCCUACGGUUCAUGAAGGAGGUGGAGACCCUCGGCCGCGAGAAGAGAGCGGCAUAGCCUCCACAGUCCCACGCUCGCAGGGCCAGAGGCAAGGCGAAACGGACAGUGCUGCACGACUUCUCUUUUGCAACUGGCAGUGCAGAGAUUACAGCGAGGAGGGAAGGAGGAAGGAAAAGCCAUUUCCUGACCCCCCUCCUUGUCAAUAAGCACAGAUCCUGUAAGGAACCAAGAUGCCAUGCAGAGGGCAGCAUUGGCUUAAGCUGGGUUCAAAUGAUGCUAAAUCUAUGAACUGCACCUUCCUGGAAGCAGGGACAUGGAUGGGGGUUCACCCUCAUUUUCAUCUAUGCUGCCCUCUUGCAGAAGCAGCAGGGUGAUGCUGAGAGAAAAGGAUUACAAAAGCUCAAUAGUAUUUUCUUGCUGGCACUGGAGUAACUUCAUAUGGAUGUAACAAUGGGCUGCCCUGUAAGGAAUACAGCCAUGUCUACCCUCCCCAUCACUGUAUUUUGCUCACAAAAAUAAAAAUAUAGCUGUUAAGCAACUC